Lachancea sp. 'fantastica' is the source of this 984-nucleotide messenger RNA. Lineage: Eukaryota; Fungi; Ascomycota; Saccharomycetes; Saccharomycetales; Saccharomycetaceae. The record is from the annotation of a GenBank genome assembly.
AUGCCAGCUCCACAAGAUCCCACCAGGAUGCUCAUCAGAGAGCAGAUGAUAGAGCUUGUUCGUCGCAAACAAGCUGAGAUCACCAAGGGUCUCGAAACACUCGACACCGUGAAAUUCAGACCAGACUCGUGGGUCCGCGGCAACGACGGUGGUGGCGGAACGUCGAUGGUGCUCCAAAACGGUACAACGUUCGAAAAAGGUGGUGUCAACGUCUCUGUUGUUUACGGACAGCUGUCACCACAGGCGAUUUCUGCGAUGAAACACGACCACAAGAACCUCAAACUGCCCGUGGACCCAGAAAGUGGUCUACCCAGCGCAGAGGGCGUCAAAUUCUUCGCGUGUGGGCUCAGUAUGGUGAUCCACCCUUCGAACCCUCACGCUCCAACCACACACUUGAACUACCGGUAUUUCGAGACGUGGAACCCUGACGGGACGCCCCAGACAUGGUGGUUUGGCGGUGGAGCAGAUCUCACCCCAUCGUAUCUGUACGAGGAAGACGCACGUCUUUUCCACGCGGAACACAAGAAGGCUCUGGACAAGCACGACACCACUCUUUACCCGCGCUACAAGAAAUGGUGUGAUGAGUAUUUCUACAUCAGACACCGUGACGAGACUCGUGGUAUUGGGGGCAUUUUCUUCGACGACAUGGACGACCGCGAGCCACAGGAGAUCUUGGCCAUUGUUGAGGACUGCUUUGACGCGUUCCUACCCGCAUACUUGCCCAUUGUGGAGCGCAGAAAAGAUAUGCCCUUCACAGAAGAGGAGAAACAGUGGCAGUUGAUUCGUCGCGGACGUUAUGUGGAGUUCAACUUGGUGCUUGACAGAGGUACUCAAUUUGGACUAAGAACACCGGGAUCCCGUACUGAGUCUAUCUUGAUGAGUCUUCCCGUGACCGCUUGCUGGUUGUACGAUCACCAUCCGGAGCCAGACUCUCGUGAAGACAAACUUCUACAAGUGCUCAAGACACCUGUGGAGUGGGUUUGA